Molecule: messenger RNA, 993 nt
Organism: Brassica napus (rape)
Lineage: Eukaryota; Viridiplantae; Streptophyta; Magnoliopsida; Brassicales; Brassicaceae
Product: zinc finger protein 1
Exons: 1
Coding region: 160-828 (222 amino acids)
Biological process (GO): negative regulation of abscisic acid-activated signaling pathway
Source: RefSeq, a predicted model, not a curated record
UUCACUUUUUUGAAAAGGUCACAUGUCCCUCCAGUUCCAUAAAUAGAACUCACACUUGACUGACUUCCCACGACCACAUCACUUAGCAUAACAUCUAUAUCAAACCUUUAUUUUCCUUCUCUUUAUAUAUUAUCUAUAGGCUAUAUACACAAAGUAUACAUGGAUCCUUCCAUCAAAGGAGAUCAGGAAAUGUUAAAAAUCAAGAAACGAUGUUAUCAAGAUCUUGAGUUAGGUUUGACCCUUUUGCCACGUGGUACAACUUCAUCAGAACUCAAUCUCAUCGAUUCUUUCAAAACCAGCUCAUCAUCGACUUCUCAUCAUCAUCCAAACCGUCAAGAACAUGUGGAAGAUCCAAGAACGUUCUCGUGCAAUUAUUGUCAAAGAAAGUUCUAUAGCUCACAAGCACUAGGCGGCCACCAAAACGCUCAUAAACGCGAACGUACCUUAGCCAAACGCGGACACUACUACAAGAUGAGUCUCUCCUCCUCCUCUUCCUCCUCAUCCUCUCCUUCUUCAGCGUUUGCGUUUGGCCACGGUUCAGUCAGCAGAUUCGCGAGCAUGGCAUCGUUACCGUUACAUGGCUCGCCGAGUAACAGAUCAACGCUAGGGAUUCAUGCUCAUUCAACGAUCCAUAAUCCUUGUCUAGGAAGACAAACAGCGAGUUUAAGCCAUGUUUUCAAACAGAGCGUUCAUCAGAAACCGGCUAUCGGAAAGGUGAUGCCGGAGAAAUUUCACAUUGAAGUCGCCAACAGUAACAUUGAAUAUUUCAAGAGCAAGCAAGAAGAUCAUAAUCAGUUUAAGAAGAUUGACUUGACCCUUAAGCUAUGAUCUAUUGAUUGUCAUCUUGUUUUAGUCUUUAUUAUAACUUUUUCGGUUUUUUACUAUCUUUUGAUUAUUACUUUGUUUGAUAUAAUGAUUGACUGCAGGAUGUGGUAGAGUUUCAUCAAUUAAGCUGUGCCUUUUUUACUUGAUAUAUUGCUGUAUAGGUCAAUA